CAUCUUCGGACUUUUAUACAUAGAUACAAAAGACCAGGAGAUGCAAAUUUGGCGAUUAUAUAGCUACCAAUAUAAGUUGUAGACUUUCUUGACUUUCGACGUUCUGACUGUCGUUAUUAACGUCAUUGUUCCAUAACUAGUACAGACACCAACUGUACUAGUUCAUCUUGUUACUCAAUUGAAGUUCUACAAGGCAUCGAAACUAUCACACACCAUGAGUGCCGCUCCUAUGGUUGCUCCCCCUCCAUCGACAUCUGGUGUAUCCUUAACAUCAUCGGGGGCUCCAGGUCCAGGAGGAUCGACACUUUUGCCUGCUACGUCUUCCGUGGGGUCAACAGGAUCUUCAAUAAAUGGCAAUAUUCCACCAGCAGCGGCGCAUGCAGGAGUGACCAGUACGAGUGGAACGAACGGAGACAAUGCAACUGCAACACUGUCCCGAAAGGUUCGUAAAGUUCUGCAGUUGCGACCUGACCAAUGCAGGGAGGAGCUGAAGAAAAUGUCGAGCUUUGUUACGCAAAACACGGCACACACACGGAGAAACUUGCGAACCACGAUUGAGCAGCAGAGUUUGAAAGUAAGCAACUUAUUUGUAGAAGAUUUCAAUCGUCCUUGUUGACAAGUAGAAGAAGAAACUACAGAAAGAGUACGUCGAAAAAACAUCGAGAGUCCUACAACUACAAGAACUACAACUACAAGAACUACAGCUACAAAUCAUACUACAACUACAACUAUUACUGUCAACAUGUUCUUGACCUUGAACAAGAAGAUUCAUCUCAUCCAUUAACGCACACCUCGACAUAAAAACAUCCAAACCACUUACUUUCCUUUUCCGACAGGUCCAUUCUACCUUUUCUUACAGGUAGAAGAGUCCCCAUUUGUUACCUUUGCCUUUUCCUUCCUAUCCUCUAGCUCCAUUCUAAUUUCGUAGAUGAAGAGUCCCCAUUUAAAUUUAUUACCUUUACCUUUUCCUUCCUAUCCUCUUCUAGGUCCAUUCAACCUUUGUCGAAGAGGUCGGCACAAAGAUUGAGUCUCUCCUAGAGGAACUCGAAGGUGAGAUCGACUCCUUGAGUGACUUGGCAGAUAGGGUUCACAGUGACUUGCAGAAUUCGAGAAAGAGGACCUAUCGCCUGAACGAAGAAGCAUCUAGUUAUGUUGAAUUGUUGUUUGAUGUAUCAUCUGUUUCGCCUGAACGAAGAAGCAUCUAGUUAUGUUCAAUAGUUGUUUCUUGUAUCAUCUGUUGAUGUUUUCUUAUCCUUUGGAAAAAUAGGAGGUGAAUGGUUCCGGUAUUUGGUAACCUGAAUUUGAUCAUAAGGGAAAACAAGAAGACAACCCUUAGGAUCAAAUUCAGGUUACCAAAUACCAGAGCCAUACAGUAGGAUGUUGAGAAAGUGCAGGUGCAGUCCGUACUAGUUACAACGUACUCACCAUUCUCUCCAUUUUUUGUCCUCUCAUGUUCGGGAUCCAUUUUUUGUCCUCUCAUGUUCCGGAUCAUUGUUUCAUCUCAUGUGAAAUUUUUUUGAAUAUCUGAGGCUCAGUCGUCGCUUAUUGUGUCCUCUCUCGCAUCUGUCAUUAUGUUGCGAUCUACUACAACUUCACCCCGAACCCUAUGAAGGCACCAGAAUUAUGAACCACUAAGCGUCUAACUUUG
Messenger RNA from Amoebophrya sp. A25, 1648 nucleotides. The record is from the annotation of a GenBank genome assembly. Lineage: Eukaryota; Dinophyceae; Syndiniales; Amoebophryaceae.